Messenger RNA from Sceloporus undulatus (fence lizard), 3891 nucleotides. RefSeq names its product cyclin C (gene CCNC). Gene Ontology annotation, molecular function: cyclin-dependent protein serine/threonine kinase regulator activity. Bases 94 to 945 code for a protein of 283 amino acids. The record is from RefSeq and is a predicted model, not a curated record. NCBI's taxonomy places the organism in Eukaryota, Metazoa, Chordata, Lepidosauria, Squamata, Phrynosomatidae. The transcript is spliced from 12 exons. Gene Ontology annotation, biological process: positive regulation of transcription by RNA polymerase II. Gene Ontology annotation, cellular component: mediator complex; nucleus.
GGAAGAAAUAAAAGGUCGCACCGGGGAAGGAAUCGUCCUCCCGGCGAGCAGGGAAGGCAAAGGAGGAGGAAGCCGGUGCCUCGAAGCCUCUCCAUGGCAGGGAACUUUUGGCAGAGCUCGCACUACUUGCAAUGGAUUUUGGAUAAACAGGAUCUGUUAAAGGAACGCCAAAAGGACUUAAAAUUUUUGACAGAAGAAGAAUAUUGGAAGCUGCAAAUAUUCUUCACAAAUGUUAUCCAGGCUUUAGGUGAACAUCUGAAAUUAAGACAACAAGUUAUUGCCACUGCCACUGUCUAUUUCAAGAGGUUCUAUGCCAGAUACUCCCUAAAAAGUAUAGAUCCGGUACUAAUGGCCCCCACAUGUGUCUUUUUGGCAUCUAAAGUAGAGGAGUUUGGUGUAGUUUCGAAUACAAGAUUGAUAUCUGCUGCUACUUCUGUAUUGAAAACUAGGUUUUCGUAUGCCUUUCCAAAAGAAUUUCCUUAUAGGAUGAAUCAUAUACUAGAAUGUGAAUUCUAUCUUUUAGAAUUAAUGGACUGCUGUUUGAUAGUGUAUCAUCCCUACAGACCUCUACUCCAAUACGUGCAGGAUAUGGGUCAAGAAGACAUGCUGCUGCCACUUGCUUGGAGAAUAGUGAAUGACACAUAUAGAACUGAUCUCUGUCUGCUGUACCCCCCUUUCAUGAUAGCUCUAGCUUGCCUACAUGUGGCUUGUGUUGUCCAACAAAAGGAUGCUAGACAGUGGUUUGCCGAGCUUUCUGUUGAUAUGGAAAAGAUUUUAGAAAUAAUCAGGGUUAUCUUGAAACUGUAUGAACAAUGGAAGAACUUUGACGAAAGGAAAGAAAUGGCUACGAUCCUAAGUAAGAUGCCGAAACCGAAACCACCUCCAAACAGUGAAGGUGACCAAGGGCCAAAUGGAAGUCAGAAUUCUAGCUACAGCCAGUCUUAAGACAUUCCAAAGAUACUCACCGUGGACCAUUUUGGAUGAAGACACACUGGGAUUCGUUUUUGUUUUCCUUUGUGGAAGACAUGGACUGAAGAUUUCAAUAAUGGCUUUUCAGAAAGAACUUGAAGAAUAUUUCUGUGAAGCUUAUUGAAAGUUUUCCUUUAAAAACAACAUUUUGAAUUGUGCCACAAAAAGUUACCAGUCAGAUCAAAAGCCUUGGCUAAGGCUAGGAAAAACAAUCACCGUUCAGUUUAGGGAGGGAAGAAUUGAAUACUUUUUUUACUUAAAAAAGUGAAGAGUUUAAGAAACCAUGUUAAUAUGAAGCUGCGUGAGUGUAGCUGGAUUGUUCUUGCCCUAGUACUAAUUUGAGCACAGAAGGUGACUUGACAUGUUGGACUUGAAAUUCUGAUUUUCCAGGUACAAUGUAUUCUCUAAAUGCCAGUGGACAUUGUACAGGAAGGACGAUGCACUUCUUUAGUAAAUGACUGUAAAAAAACCCCUCAAAAGUAAGGAUACAUUUCAUUCCUCAUCUGAACUGUAAAAGUUAUGUUCUUGGUACAUAUAGCUAGCAAGUGGAACAUGAAAACCAAAAGAGUGCAAUAUGUAUAAUGCAAGUUGUGGCUGUUUUAGGGAACAACAUUUCACUUUUUCCAAGUUCUAGACUAUUGAGUCCUUGUAAAAACUGCAAGUCAAAAUUUGCAAUCGAAUCAAGUUGUGAAGCAAAGAAUCUGACCUAUUUGAGGUUGUACUGGUGAGUGUGUUGUGUGCUACAAGUUUGUCUGCCUUCAUUGUCGCUAAGAAUGAUUUUUAACAGGGGCCUCUUGAGAAAGCAGCAACUAUUGAGAUGGGAGAACCUCUGAUUCCAUAAUAAGUAUUUAUUGUAAAUUACUCUUAAGCAUCUAGACAAGCUCAGUUGCUCUUUUUUAAUCAGAGGGCCACAUCCUGUGCUUUUUUUUGCUCAGACAGACCUCCCACUGAAAAUGGAAUUUGGUUUAAAGCCCUAGGGUUUUAAUGAACUGACUGUGCAUUUCAUAAUGUGUUUGUUUCUUAUCUUCUUACAAGGUAAAAAUAAUAACCAGUUUUCAGUCUAAGAUCUUUUUUCUCCCAGAGAACAUCAUUAUACAGCUAUAGAAACAAAAGAACGUUGAUUGAAAUAGAAGUCUAGUCAUAUGGUGCUUGUUCUAAAACUUGAUUUUAAAAAAGCAGGAGUGCCUGCCUUUACUUGAUCUGUCAUUCAACUAAGUGUCACCAAAGUGUUUUUGUAUGCAAAUGAUUAGGCUCUUUGCACUUAACUGCUGGAAGUUAUUUUUAUCAAAUGUCUUUCCAUACUGAUUUACAACAACAUUUCUAUGAGACUUGAUGUAUUUCUGGCCUUUUUAAAUUCCCAUUAUUUGUUCUAUUUUUAAAUGCCAGUGAUCUUAUACCAUACCUUUGCUAACAUGAUUGGUUGAAGAGACUGUGUCCAUAGCAUUUUGAAAAUUAAUUGCAUUUUCUUGAAGGAUUAAACUUUAUUUGUAAUAUGGACUAGCUGUGUAGGAAUAAAAGCAAAUGCAGAUGGACAAGUUUGACUAGUUUUAUUCAAUAAUGAAAAAAUCAUGUCAAGACAUAUAAACCAGAUAUAACAAAAGAAUUGAACCCUUGUACCUAAAAAAAAAUAAAAAAUAGAUUGCAUCUUUCAUUAACUAUAGUAGGUCUGAGGCAUAGUUCCUAGCUACUACUAUUAUAUACUGUAGAUACAGUAUUCUGCUCACUUCUCCCUGCUUGAACAAAAGCAUAUUUCUGCUAGGAAAAAAUAACUGUAGUUUUCUUGCUAGCUUAGUCUUUAAUAUCUUUAUAAUACACAAAUUUCAUGUCAAAUCAUGACUGAAGGAGUCCUACAUGUAGUUUAAAGUAAAAUCACAUUCCAUCAUCACAGGCAAAGCUAAUGCUUAAAAUACCAUAAUGAUACAUUUCAAUUUUUUUACCUUAAACAUUUUAUUUAAGAAGAAUUUUAGGCUGAUCUGCCAGUCACUUCUUCUCCGAAGAUUCAUAUUCUGCCCAUUCUUUGAAGCCACCUGCAUAGUGCUUAGCUCUGAAAAAACACAGUUCAACAUCUGUAACACAUUUCACACUGUAGAAGUUAUUUCAGUUACCUGUUCUAGAGCAGUGUUACUUAAAAGUCGUGGUCCGUGGAUUGAUAUCAGUCCAUAAGCUAUUGGCUGUUUGUGUGUGACAAGUUUUGAGGAAAGAAACAAAAGCUGCAGUAAAUGGGCACAAAUAUGAUGUUCUCUGGUGCAGUCAGUGCUAAUCUUUUGAAUAUGGUAAAGGAUAAGGAAAUGAAUAUGAUGCAUACCUCAGAUGACAAACAGUAUGGUCCAUAUUAUCCUCUUAAUAUAACAACACCUCAUUUUGAAAUCACCCUAUUUAGUUUUUUCUGGACCACAACCAAGCGCUAGUAGAAUAAAGACUCCUGAAAUUCUGCUUAAAGUUAACAUAAAGCAAGGUUUCAAUAAGGUCUCUGGAGAAUGUGACAAAAUAGAGUAGAUAGAAACUACUUCAGUAGUUUCUUUAGUUGCAGCUGAACUUGCUUCAAAGGGGAAAGUUAUAAAAUGUCUGCAGGCAAUUUUCAUGGUCUGUUCUCACGGAACAUCUUAUUACUAGAUUUACAAGGAUCAAGCCCAUCUGUUGAAGCAUGCUUAUUCUGGGAAAUAAAACGUAUUGCUGCAAAUGUAAAUACCGAGUUACUUUCUCCACAAGAUUGUUUGUGCUAACUGUACAAGAUAUUUUGUUUAAACAUUGUUGCUUUAUUUAUUGUCUUGAAUUUGUUUCAUUAAUUUUCCAUUCUUUACGAAAGUGAUCUUUACAAAUGUUGCAAGAAAGUUUUUUUAUACUAAGUGGCUUAACUACUACUCUUGGGUGGUGUGACUUUUGGAUUGCUUGUAGUGCAAUUAAAGUGGACCAGCAUCUUUA